CAUACAAAGUACACCAACCUUCUCUCCCUCUCUCUCUCUCUAUCUGCGUUCUUGUUUUUUCGUAUUAAAGACAAAAAAGAAGUAUUAGGAAAAACAGAAAAAAAGAGGAGAGUGAUAAAUAUCAUGUGCCCGACUACUAAGCAAAAACACCGAGGCUCCGCCAUGGAUUCCGCCGCCAAACCCUCCGCUUCCCUCCCUGAUUGGAUCACCGACUCAAAAAACGGUGGAUCCUUGCAACACGUGGACCUCGAUACUGGAACCAACGGUUGGGCGUCACCACCAGGUAACCUCUUUUCUCUCCGUUCCCUUAAUUACCUCACUAAACGACAAAAAGCUCCCGCCGGAGACUACCUACUCUCUCCCCUCGGUAUGGACUGGCUCAAGUCAACUACCAAGCUCGACAACGUACUCGCCCGUCCCGACAACCGUGUUUCUCACGCGCUGAAAAAAGCUCAAUCCCAAGGCAAGUCUAUGAAAAGCUUCGUUUUCGCCGUCAAUCUCCAAGUCCCUGGCAAAGAUCAUUAUAGCGCGGUUUUUUAUUUCGGUACGGAAGAUCCUAUCCCUCCCGGUUCGUUGCUCUACCGAUUCGUCAACGGAGAUGAUGCCUUCAGGAACCAACGGUUCAAGAUCGUCAACCGGAUUGUCAAAGGCCCAUGGAUCGUCAAAAAGGCGGUGGGGAAUUACGCAGCCUGCUUAUUAGGUAAAGCUUUGACGUGCAAUUAUCAUAGGGGACCAAAUUAUUUGGAAAUUGAUGUCGAUAUCUCCAGUUCGGCAAUUGCUAACGCGAUUUUGCACCUCGCUUUGGGAUACGUGACAAGUGUGACAAUCGAUAUGGGAUUUCUGGUGGAAGCGCAGACGGAGAAUGAGUUGCCGGAAAAGUUGAUCGGUGCGGUUAGGGUUUGCCAGAUGGAGAUGUCCUCUGCGACUGUGGUUGACGCACUUACUCCACAGAUUCAACCGGCGGCAGCGCGUGUAAUGGGUUGUUCGAAGGAAGUGGGGGAAAGCAAAAAGACUGUGAAAGAAAUGAAUGAAGUGAUGUUUGUUUGGAUGUCAUUGUUGCGUUGGGGACAAUUGCUUUGUGGUGUGGGGAAUAUUGUGUCACUGCCGGCAACUUUGCAACUGUUGAGAUUUUGGUGGGUAAAAGAUACGUCAAUAAAGUUGGAAUAGGACGGUGGCUAUGCGGCGGUUCCUGCCAAUCCCGAUAAGGCCAAUAAUGUUUUCAUCAUAUUAUCACUCACAAAUCUUUACUGAAUUGCAACUGUAUGUUCUGUGGAUUUUAUUGAAUCAUUUCUCAUCAUUAGGAACUAUUAAUGGGGAAAUCGAUACAUAAUUUGAUGCAUCAAUGUCAUUGUUUCUAAAAUAAAUGCAUUAGAGCAAUGAACAAAUUAAAGUCGUGCAUUUUGAUUGAA
Gossypium raimondii (Peruvian cotton) is the source of this 1409-nucleotide messenger RNA. RefSeq names its product protein ENHANCED DISEASE RESISTANCE 2-like. The transcript has 2 exons. Bases 124 to 1167 code for a protein of 347 amino acids. The record is from RefSeq and is a predicted model, not a curated record. Lineage: Eukaryota; Viridiplantae; Streptophyta; Magnoliopsida; Malvales; Malvaceae.